AUGGCCGGCACCGGAGCUACACCUUUCUCCCUCGGCAUCUCGCCGUUGAACCCCAGCCGGAACAAAUCUAUCGCCGGAGGGAAGCUCCAACCCAUCGCAAACCCCAAUCUCUCGGUUCUUGCAUCAGCGGCGCCCACAGAAAAGCAGUUGCCGCGGCAGGCAGCUCCAGCAGGCGUCGCCGUUAACGGCGUCUUUCGGCCAAAGCCGUCAGCGGAGACGAAGAACGGGGCGUUGACUUUGAAAGAUUACUUCGAGCAGUCGGUCGAGCUGAUUAGCAGAUCCGACGGCGGACCGCCGCGAUGGUUCUCGCCUUUGAUCGACGGUCAACGGCCAGGAAAAUGUCCUGUCCUGUUCUCUUUGCCUGGGGUUGAUGGAGUUGGACUUGGACUUUUAUUGCACCAUGAGAGGCUUGGCAAGAUUUUUGAUAUAUGGUGCAUGCACAUUCCCUUGGCUGAUCGAACACCAUUCGCAGAACUAGUGAAGCUUGUUGAAAGCACGGUUAGGUCAGAGCAUUCACGUAACCCGAACAGACCAAUAUAUCUCGUGGGUGAAUCUUUUGGAGGAUGCAUUGCGCUUGCUGUCGCUGCACGUAACCCAGAUAUCGACCUCAUACUAAUCUUAGCCAAUCCAGCUACAUCUUUCAGCAAAUCCCAGUUGCAGCUACAAACUCUAUUGCCACUUUCAGCGAUAAUGCCCGAGCAGCUCCUUCAUGGCCUGCCUUAUUUGUUCACUCUACUCACAGGUGCACCACUAAAGAUGGUGGCAGAUGCUACAAGCAAAGGUCUUCCUUUUGAAGAAGUGAUUAGGAAUCUAACUCAGGAGACUAUGGCAAUGUUGUCCAAUCUUUCUGCCAUGUCCGAUUUACUGACUCUGGAAACAAUUCGCUGGAAGCUCGAUUUGCUAAAAUCGGGCUCAUCAUUCGCCAAUUCACGUCUUCAUGCUGUGAAAGCUCAAACUCUAAUACUUGCUAGCGGAGAAGAUCAGUUACUUCCGAGUAAAGAAGAAGCUGAAAGACUUCGUAGGGUGUUGCCAAAAUGCGAGAUCCGUGUGUUCGAUGAUAAAGGUCAUUCCCUCUUCUUGGAAGAUGGAGUGAAUUUGGCGUCAAUCUUAACCGGCACAAGUUUUUACAGGCGCGGGAGAAGACACGAUUAUGUCUCGGAUUACUUGCCACCGACCCCUUCCGAAUUUCAAAAAAUCUACGAGCCACAACGGUGGAUAGAAUCAGUCACUAGCCCCGUACUGCUUUCGACUCUAAAGAGUGGGGAAAUAGUGAGAAGUCUUGGUGGGGUCCCUUCUGAUGGGCCUGUUUUGUAUGUGGGCUACCACAUGAUGCUUGGCCUUGAACUAGUACCUCUUGUGUCCCGUUUUUGGAGGGAAAGGAAUAUUCUUUUACGAGGAAUGGCUCACCCCAUGAUUUUCACCAAGCUACGGGAAGGAAAAUUACCUGCUUUGUCGGCUUACGACACGUUCAGAACAAUGGGAGCAGUUCCAGUAUCAGGACCUAAUUUCUAUAAACUUUUUUCAUCCAAUUCUCAUAUUUUGCUUUAUCCCGGAGGAAUGCGCGAGGCUCUUCAUCGCAAGGGCGAGGAAUACAAAUUGUUCUGGCCUGAACAAUCGGAGUUUGUCAGGAUGGCGGCGAAAUUCGGAGCCAAAAUCGUGCCAUUUGGUUCUGUUGGAGAAGAUGACAUCGGUCAUUUACUUCUCGACUAUGAUGAGCUGAUGAGGAUUCCGUAUUUCAAGCAUGAAAUUAAAGAUCUAACAGAUGAGGCAGUCAAGUUGAGGAGUGAAGCUGUGGGAGAGGUUGCGAAUCAAGAUGUUCACCUUCCAAUAAUUAUGCCUAAAGUUCCGGGCCGAUUUUAUUACUUAUUCGGGAAGCCUAUAGAAACACAAGGGAGGGAAGAGGAAUUGAAAUGCAGAGAAAAAGGUCAUGAGUUGUAUUUACAAGUGAAGUCUGAGGUUGAAAAAUGUCUUGCUUAUUUGAAGGAGAAGAGAGAGAAUGAUCCGUACCGGAAUAUAUUUGCUCGUUUGAGUUAUCAGGUGGCUCAUGGCUUUGACUCUGAGGUACCUACUUUCGACUUUAGAAAAGCUCGAUGA
This is a messenger RNA of Striga hermonthica, 2094 nucleotides long. NCBI's taxonomy places the organism in Eukaryota, Viridiplantae, Streptophyta, Magnoliopsida, Lamiales, Orobanchaceae. The record is from the annotation of a GenBank genome assembly.